Molecule: messenger RNA, 312 nt
Organism: Komagataella phaffii GS115
Lineage: Eukaryota; Fungi; Ascomycota; Pichiomycetes; Pichiales; Pichiaceae
Exons: 1
Coding region: 1-312 (103 amino acids)
Biological process (GO): DNA repair; replication fork processing; kinetochore assembly
Cellular component (GO): FANCM-MHF complex; Fanconi anaemia nuclear complex
Molecular function (GO): protein heterodimerization activity
Source: RefSeq, a predicted model, not a curated record
AUGGGGAAUGACGGCCUAUCAAAGACUACGCUUGCAAGGUUGUUUCAUACCGUAGCGUUUGAAGAACCAGAUACAAGAAUAUCUUCCAAGACUUUGGAACUCUCCAUUGAGUAUCUUAAGAUUUUCACAAAAGAAGCGGUCAUUAGGGCGGAUGAAGUGAGGAGAGAUCGAAAUGGGCAAGUUCGUUCCAAAUACAACAUCAAACUAGAAAAUGUCGAAGAUCAACCCAUAGAAAAUACCGAUUCAAAUGGUGGGAUACUGGAUGUCAAUCACCUGAGUCAAAUAUCAGGAAGUCUAAUUUUAGAUUUCUAA